This is a messenger RNA of Pecten maximus, 4829 nucleotides long. Its product is annotated as myosin-7-like. Bases 631 to 3030 code for a protein of 799 amino acids. The record is from RefSeq and is a predicted model, not a curated record. The transcript has 9 exons. NCBI's taxonomy places the organism in Eukaryota, Metazoa, Mollusca, Bivalvia, Pectinida, Pectinidae.
AAAUGCUUUAGUAGUGUUAAGAUAAGUAUUCGUACUGAUCAUAAUUAAGUAAGUUAUCUCAAGUAUUCCUGAUUGAAAACAGAUACUAGAAGUUUGUGGUUAGAGCUGACACGAUGGGGCUGUUUUUAUCAUCGUACUAUCUGACGGACAUCGUGGACGCCAUCAAGAGUGCUCAGUCUGAUAUUGUGAGUCUGAGAUCGCAUGGAGAUGCUGCCUGGCUACAGUUACAGAAAAUCCUUGAACGAUUUGAGGACGUGAAAUUAAAUCUGUAUUACAAAGCGUGUCCACGGUGCAAGCCGUUCGUAAAGGAAGUGUUGGGUGAGAUUCCAGUAAGGAAACCUAACCUCACUGACGUUUUACCGCCCGAUAAACAGACGUUACUGCGUGGUAUAGUACGCAGUUUGAUUGAGAUGGAGUUGCCUCAACCUAGACAACCGGGUGUGACCGACAUAGACGUCACCCAGGCACUAGAGAUUCUCAACGAAGGACCGGUAUGUAAAAGUGGAAGAAGUGCACGAGAAAGCCACAAAGGAGUUAAAGGAGGUCAAUGAAACACAUGUUGAAAAAGUCCAGAAAGCAGAGUUAGAAAGAGAUGAGGCUAUUUUUUCGAAAUCUGCUAUUGAAAACGAAAUGCAAGAGAAAAUCAAACAUAUGCAGGAUAAGAUAGAUGAAAUACGUGCUCAGAAAGAAGAAUUAGAAACUGUCUUGAAAAAACGUACUCAAGAGGGAAGCAAACUAAGAGCCGAAAACACCCGUCUGGUGGAUAAAAUAGUCGUCAUUGAGACGCAAUUAGAUGCACAAAAUAAGGCUUUUGUUCAAUUGAAAGAAAUGCAUUCCCGAACUACUGCACCCGAGAACGAGACAGAGGUAAAGAUGUCAGCCAUCAUUGAAAAACUGCAGUGUGACCUUGGAACAAAGGACGAGGAACUGCAAGCAGAACGAGAAAAAGCAAAUAUCGAUAUCCAAGUGUUGUCGGAGGCCAAGAAUGAGCUUGAAGAGAAAUAUGCCAAUAACGUGAAAGAAAUUGCCAAUGCAACGGAAGUGAUAAACGUAUUGCAGAAGCAAGUUAAGACAGCAGAAACACGAGUGAAAGAGUCAGAAACAUCACUAGCUGAAUUAAAAAUGGAACCGUCAGAAACCUCACUAGCUGAAUUGAAAAUGGAACGACAAAAACUUCAAGAGACAAUGGAGAAACAACUGCAAACAGUACAAGAGAAAGCAAACGCCGACAUUCAAGUGUUGUCGGAGGACAAGAUUCUGCUUGAAAAGAAAAACGCCAUUCACGUGAAAGAAAUUGCUAAUUUAACGGAAGAGAUAGACAUAUUGCAGAAACAAUUAAAGAAAUCUGAGACACAAGUGGAAAAGUCAGAAACCUCACUGGCUGAAUUGAAAAUGGAACGACAAACAAUUGAAGAGUCCAUGGAGAAACAGAUGGCAAUGCUACAAGACGAUAACGCUAGACAUACUAAAGAAAUCUUCAGUUUUACGGAGGAAAACAACAGGUUGAGAGAAAGUCAGACAUCAAUGGAAUGUCAAAUACAAACUUUGAAUAAGGAGUUAACUGGAGUGUCCCAAACCAAGAAUGAGAUGGAAAUGGCAUUGGAGACACUGGAAAAGGAGAAGGAAGAAACGGAAGAUGUUUUAAAUACACAAUUAAGGAAACUCCGGGACGAAAACUCUAGUUACGUUCACGAUAUCUCAAAAGCUACAGAAGAAAUCCAUACAUUAAGACAAACAAUAUCUACAUCAGAACGACAAAUAGAAACUUUGACUGAAAAGAUCACCAGUAUGUCCCAAACCAUAAAUGAACUGGAAGCGAAAUCACGGGCUCAGGAAAUGAAAACUCGAGAAAUGCAAGAUGCAUUGAACAAACAACUGAAACAUCUCCAGGAAGAAAAUUGUAACUACCGCAAAGAAAAUGCUGACUCUGCAGAAGAGAUCGAAAGAUUGAAGAGAGCGUUAACGAGAGAGUCUCAAUCCAGGAAUGAACUUGAGAAGACUGUCAGGACUCUAGAAGGAGAAAAGCUAGAGAUCACUGAUCGGCUGACCAAACAGGUGAAUCAUCUACAGGAACUGACGGACAACGUCACUUCCGGUGCUGCAGUUCUAGGGCAAGACAACAACAAACUUAAGGACGAUCUGAGUACACACGAGCAGAAACUGAACUCAGCAAGGAAGGAAAUAGAAAAGAUUCGAGAACAAAAUCUCAAAAUGGAAAAAGAGAUUUCACGACAAGUCACAGAAAUCGACAGGUUCACAAAAGAAGUCAACAAAUUAAAAACAAAUUCAACCAACUCUGAAAGGCUUAUCAGCAAAUUAGAGAAAGACGUUGCUUUUUUGACUGAUUCCAAAAGUCAACUGGAAUCUUUAGUACAUGAACUUCAAAUAGAAAAACAAGAAAUACGCAAGGAACUCACAAAUCAUAGAGAACAUAGCCCGGAUGUAAAGGAAGACAUACUCUCUAUCAUUUCUGGAUUCCAUUGCGACAUCGACAGGUUAAAAUUGGAUCUUCACACAAAGACGGAGGAGCUCGAGUCUGCACUCAAUGAACUCCGAGAAAUUAAGAGCAGGAAAAAGACAGUCGUGAUGGGUCUCCGUACCGAGAAAAGUGGAAUGGGCAAAACUAUGGUAGAUAUGGUUUCAAAGGAGCUCACGAAGCGACUACAAACUAUUCUUGAAAGAGAAAACAUAAUUGUCACGGUACAACUAUGUCAGACCCCAGCUGAGGUGCCAAAUGGGCCCCUGGUCGUGUUGUGUCUAAACAUGUCACGUGUUGGUACAAAUAUACUCGACGCUUUGGCAGGAAUCAAAGCCAAUCACGACGUCCUUGUCCUGGUAUUACACAACGCAGUCAAGGAGAACCUGUCAUUGUUGACCCCGACAAGCCUCCGCGUGACGGGGAACGAACUACGGCAGCUCGGUGGGAUCGUCGACAUGGCCUUCAACAGCGACAGCGGCGUAUACGACUGUGAUCUCAACACUAGGUCCGUGGAGAAUAUUGCCACGACUCUUAGAAAGUAUUCAAGGUAGCCAUGCUCUUUUAUAAAUAAAUAUAAUACCAUUCUAGUUGUAAAUAUCAUCAGCAUUUUGAAAACGACAAGUGAAACUCCGUUAUGUAGCACUAUAACAAAACAAAUAGCCAAAAUUAGACUAAAUGAAAAUUCUUAUAUGAUUUUUCUAUUAAUAUAAAGGAACAAAUUUGCCAAGAUAUUUAGAGUGAAAUGAUAACUUGAAGACUACUUUUAAUUGUUUAGUUUUUUUCUUUCUUUUGUUUUUGUUUUGUUUUGUGAUUCUCAAAUUGCCAAUUUAUUCAAAUGAGAGAUUUGUAAUCCGAAAAAUGUAUAGUUGUUGAUAAAUUUUCAUACAUCUCCAUAGGGUGUAUGGCCUAUGCGUUUUUUACACGGGGACUUUAUGACCUGUAACCCAAAGAAGUAAUGUAUGAACAAUCGUCACCAAAUAUGCAUUUACAGACCAUUCAUUAAUUAAUACAUUGUCACAUUAACAUAUUAUAUCAGUAAAUAGAUCAUUAUUACAAUACGAUAAAAUUCUAUCUGGAGUGAUCUCUUUAUACUGUAAUCUACUACUGAAUUAUGUAUAAUUUUCUAUGUAUGUAAAUGUAUGUAAAUGAUUUGUGUUUCAUGGAGGCUGAACAAAGAAUGUGUUACCUGUAUAUAGGUUUAUAUGUUUUAGGUGAAGACUUAGAUAGGUAUUUUCUUAUGUCAGAUCCAUUGGUCGCAUUCAAUGACAAAUAACAUUUGUUGAAAUUGACAUUGAAAAUCGAAAUAUGUAUUGGUGACUUGUAAACAUAAUUACCACAGGCUAGAUAUCGUACUUUAAUAAAAUUCCUAUGUACAAUGUCAUAUAAUCAUCUUAUCAACAUAAUCUGUAUAUGACUGAGGAUUGUUUAGAUAUACAAUGUCUAGAUUUCAUCUUUAUAAAUACAAAUGUAUUGUAUAAAGAUAAUACUCUAUUGUAAUGAUGACCUUACCUGAAGUCAACACCUUGUUGUACACACUAAACAUUGUACUGUAGCUCUUACGCGAUGUAAGAGUAAGAUAGAACAAUAGGAGAAAGGGAUAAGAUCAGGUGUUCCGGGAGAGUGAGCGUCUUCUGUAUCAUAGAUAAUUCAGACGCCUAUGUUAAUACGUAUGUAAAGUGAAGUGUAGUUUAAAAACUGGAAGAUAACGUUUACACCUACAGAGUAGUGAAUUUUGUGAAAUUACAUAUCAGUGAGGGAAAUGGAGCAAGCAUCCGUUUUCAAUGUGAAAAGAUAACCACUGCAUACUACCAUGCUUUUAAUUAAACACAGCUCAUAUAGAAAUAUUUAGAUAUCUCGAAGUAAACUGUUUUGAAACUUCCUUGGUUGAAGACAUGAUACCUUUUUUUAAACAUAUCAGAUUUUCUAGAUACAAGGCACUUUUAUACAACCGUUAAAGUUUGACGGGAGUAAUAAGUACAUUUUGUAUGUCCAGUGUAAACGUUGGCGUGUACGGAGAUCUCGGUUUAUCACCAUGAGCGUUACCUUAUUUGACAAUUUCAAUAUUUCAAUACAGUGAUUGUUUUGAACCAAUCCUCAUAAAAUUGGUCCGAUGGUAGGAUUUGUUACCAUUGCAUAUAGAUUUCUAAGAAAUUUAAACUGAACUACUCUUCACCUAAAGAUAGUUUGUUGUGAUUUUAAAGGGCUUCCGCCGUCCAAUCUGGUAAGGAGAUAUUGGUACGAGUAAUAUAUGAUAAUUUCCUAUAUAUAAUACAAAUCUUUAUGAUUAAUCAUACCGAUUGCCACUCGGUAUUGUCAUAUAUGUACCAAAUCAAUAAAAUAUAACGAUGAA